UGCUAUUGGGCGUGUGGGCGGCUCUGAGUAAUUGCCCGCACAUUUCUUGGCUCCUAUUGGUUAGCAACAAUGGAGUCCGUGUGAACCGAAAGAAGGGGGAGCGGUGGUCAAACCAUCUCCGACCCAAGCCGAGUCAGUAGGACGAAAAAAGGAGGAGAAUCGCAGCCCGCGGUAGCGUCGCAGCCUCGUACUCGCGCUCCGCCUGCAUGGGCUAGCCGGCAAGCUACUAAGCUAGUUUAGCUCGGUCCGACUGCGCCGCUUGGGCGAUACCUGCUCCGCUCCAGUCCGCGUCUACGCCCUCGCUUGUUGCCCCCCCCCAGCUCCGCUUAAAGAUGAUGAAGUUUCGAUUUCGUCGGCAGGGUACGGACCCGCAGAGGGAGAAGAUAAAACAGGAGCUCUUCGCCUUCAACAAGACGGUGGAGCAUGGAUUCCCGCAUCAGCCCAGCGCAUUGGCCUAUGACCCAGAGCUGCAACUCAUGGCUAUCGGUACGAAGGCAGGAGCUGUCAAAGUUUAUGGGGCGCCUGGUGUGGAGUUCACAGGAUUACACCAAGACACUACUGCUGUCAUACAAAUCCACUUCCUGCCUGGACAGGGCCGCCUGUUGUCACUUCUAGAUGACAAUACCAUUCACUUGUGGGAGCUGACUACCACAGCCCCCAGGCAGGUGGGAGGGGUAAAGAGAGAUGGUGGGGUCAUUCUACAGGAAGUGGGAAGCUACAGCCUUCCAGGAAGACCAGGCAUUGAGAGCUGCAGUACUACACGAGUGACUGUCCUCCUCCUGCUGAGGUCAUGUGACCUGCUCUGCAUAGGAACAGAAGGAGGGGGUGUGUUCUUUCUGGAUUUGCUCAAUUUGACGCUUAACGACAGCCAAACGUUGCUUCAGGAUCAAGUCACACAGAGCCUGCCAGAAGACUACAGAUGUGGGAAAUCAUUAGGUCCUGUGGAAUCUCUUCAGGAGCACCCUCGACAAGCAGGGAAGAUGCUAAUUGGCUACAGUCGAGGCCUGGUGGUCCUGUGGGAUCUGAGCAGCCGUCAGACAGACCAGCUCUUCCUUGGCAAGCAGCAGCUGGAGAGCCUGGUAUGGGAAUCUUCGGGAAACUUAUUCGUCAGUUCCCAUAGCGAUGGUGGGUACUCGGUGUGGGCCGUUGCCGACGGAAGCUCCAACACUCAGCAGCCGGUGUCCUCUACCAUCCCAUAUGGUCCUUUUCCCUGCAAAGCUAUCAACAAAAUCCUAUGGAGGACAACAGAGACUGGAUCACCAGUGUUGUUGUACAGUGGAGGGAUGCCCAGAGCCAGCUAUGGCGACCGCCACUGUCUGACCAUUCAGCAGGACAAAGACCACGUCACCCUGGACUUCACUUCCAGGGUCAUUGACUUCUUUACAGUCCACAAUGUUGAGCAACACAAAGAAUUCGAUGACCCAUCGGCAUUGGUGGUCUUGUUAGAAGAGGAGCUGGUUGUGAUUGACCUCCAGACUCCUGGUUGGCCCUCUAUGCCGACUCCGUACCUGGCUCCUCUGCAUUCCUCAGCCAUCACGUGCUCGUGCCACAUAACCAGCGUCCCCCCGAAACUGUGGGAAAGGCUGGUCAGCGCUGGCAAAGCGCAGCAGGGCCACGAACACACAUCCAGGAGCUGGCCCAUAUGUGGAGGGAAAAACCUGGCUCCUCCCCCUAAACAGCAAGAGCUGCUUUUGACAGGACAUGAGGAUGGCACCGUGCGUUUCUGGGACGCGUCCGGGAUUGCUCUCACACCGCUGUAUAAACUGAGCACAGCCAACGUCUUCCACACAGAUUGCGACCCCUGCGACGAGCCUCGGGACCCUAGCGACGACCCAGACAUGCAGCAGGAGGAGGAAUGGCCUCCCUUCAAGAAGGUGGGCUGUUUUGAUCCUUACAGUGACGACCCCCGUCUGGGGAUCCAAAAGAUCAGCUUAUGCAAGUACAGCAACAAGUUGCUCGUGGCAGGCACAGCGGGGCAGGUAAUCGUGUUGGGUCUGAGCGAUGAGUGCUCAGACCACACAGUAGACGUCUCUGUGGUGGAUCUGCUGCAGGACAGGGAGGGUUUCACGUGGAAAGGCCACGACCGACUGGAGCCUCGCCUCAAACCCGCUCCUUUCCCGCCGGGUUUUCAGCCUCAGGUGCUGGUGCAGUGCAUGCCGCCAGCGUCGGUCACAGCCGUGGCACUGCACGCCGAGUGGAACCUCAUUGCUUUCGGGACAAGUCACGGUUUUGGCCUCUUUGACUACCACAGGAGAAAUGCUGUCUUGGCCAGAUGCACCUUACAUCCUAAUGACUCCCUGGCUAUGGAGGGUCCUCUUUCAAGAGUCAAGUCCUUGAAAAAAUCCUUACGGCAGAGUUUCAGGCGUAUCCGCAAGAGUAGAGUGUCUGGGAAAAAACGCACCAUUACUACACCCACCAGCAAGGUCCAAGAGGCCAACGCUGCCCUGGCUGAGCACGAGGAAAUGGCUCCCAUCCAGCGAAGGAUUGAACCUCGAUCAGCAGACGACUCGUUGUCGGGAGUUGUUCGAUGUCUUUGCUUCGCUGACACCUUUCUACGUGACGGCACACACCACGGACCCACGCUGUGGGCAGGCACCAACUCGGGCAGCGUGUACGCCUACGCCCUUGAGGUGCCUGGUGUGGGAUCGGGACGUGGUGCCGAGCGGGGGGUCGCGGGUGAGACCGCCCCCUGCGUGGAGGCAGUGUUGGGCAAAGAGAUCCAGCUCAUGCACAGAGCACCGGUGGUGUCCAUCUCCGUGCUGGAUGGACGUGCCAAACCUCUACCGGACCCUUAUGAAGCCUCCCAGGACCUCUCCAUCGCUCCCGAUAUGUCCAAUCCUCACUCUGUGCUCAUUGCCUCAGAGGAACAACUCAAGGUGUUCUCUCUCCCUAAAGUUAGCGCCAAGACGAAGUUCAAGCUUACAGCUCAUGAGGGCUGCCGGGUGAGGAAGGUCGCUCUGGUGAGCUUCAGCUCCACGGCUCAGGAAGACUACAACGAGUACACGCUGGUGUGCCUCACUAACAUGGGCGACAUGCACCUCUUCAACAUACCUGGCCUCAGACCACAGGUGCGUUACGAUUGCAUCCGUAAAGAGGACAUCAGUGGAAUUGCGUCGUGUGUCUUCACCAGAAAUGGACAAGGAUUCUACUUGAUCUCCCCCUCGGAAUAUGAGAGGUUCUCCUUGUCUGCGAAGGUUUUCACUGAGCCACUCUGCUCUGUCACACUGGAGCGACUUUCAAGGCCCACACUGGCCAGCGACGGCAUGACUGCGCCGCCACAGGCCAAUGGGACGCACAAGAAUCAAACGGGACAGGCCGAAGGACGUGCCGAGGAGACCCCCAGCUCUUUGUCCUCCCCGUUGUCGGACACGCCCCUGGACUCGCCACUCAGCUGCGCCGACGUCACUCUGGAAUCCACCGGGGAGCUCACCGUGGAAGACGUCAGAGACUUCCUGACCACCGUGGACGAGGAGGAGAACAACCUAAAAAACAUCCAAGAGGAGGAAGGACGACCCGCCGGCAUCCUCAUCAACUAAACGGAUUCUCCUGACUUUGUGGGCGGCGAUAACAAGUCGCCCCAUGACGUCACGAGGAUUCCGCUCCCCGCCACCGGCGGUCAUUUUGCACAGUUGUUUUUCCCUUGCUCAUGAAUAAAUGUACUCCCUUCUACCAGUAAUACAUGCAGUUGGCCAUCAAAUUAUUCCCACAACUUGGAAAAAUAAAAAAAAACAUCUUCCCCGAAGUGGUAAUGCGUUACACGUCAUUCGGGCUAUGUGUCCGUCAUACCGUUGUCACCACGAGUUGGGUUGCGAGGAAUCUAAACCAGAUGAGAGCCCGUUGGCAGGCCAAACGUGGUCAGAGUGGUUGCCGGAGGGCCAGUAAAACGUAUCCACGGGGACUGGCGCGUGUCGCCCGCUUUGGCCGCAUAUGGGGCACCCUUACUUGGCCACUGCACCCAGUCGUCCCGCCAAAUUUCAAUAGAGGGAAAAUCUUGGCGGCGGCGCGGCUUGUGGUCUUUAUGCCAGUUCAGAGGCUGAUUCACGAUGGCCCGUUAGGUAGUGGCAUUUUCAAUUUUCUCAAAUCUUGACCGUUUAUGAUGUGUGGUUUCACAUACUUUGCUCAAACGUUUUUCCUCAACUUUAUGACAUUUCCGCACAACAGUCGAAUGACAUGUCACUCGGGAGGCAAAACUGCACCAAAUGACAUCUGCGUGUUGAGUGGUAUAUAAAUUGAUUUGUAGAAUUUUAUGCUUGAGCGACUUUCUGUACAACUACUGGGUCCACUUCUACUUCUUUAUGUUGGUUUGGUACCAAAAUUCUGACCGAUACAGUAUCAAUGCUGUGUUAAAACCUUAAAACGUCAAGCACAAACAGUUACUACUGCUCCUCUAUUGCCUGGAAACAGAUAUGACAAAUUGUCAUAUUUCCUCCAUUUUUGCAGGGAGGGGCUCAGGUGGUCUUUUGGAUGGCCUUGAUUUCAGUGCUGGGCCACAAAUAUCUCAAGCCCACUGUGAAGCCCUCUCGCCCACUCGCCCGGCCUGCAGUGUGGACUCCUCUGAGCUUGAAAACCCAGUGGGAGGACUAAAACCACUCACCGACCCCCCCCCCCAUCCGCUUCACUUAACAUAGGACCAUUAACUGUUCACAGUUAGACGUCAUUCCAGAGAGGUUUGGCAUGACGUGCGUGUCAAUUUCUCGCGUCGCCUUUGCUACCACCGACAAUAUGGUACAGGGUAGAAGAAAGCCUGAUAGGGAAGUUUGUCCAGCUGGUUUAAGAAGGUUGUGUUAUGAAGAUGGAUGCCCAGUGUGCGUGUGUGUGUUUUUUUUUUUUUUUUCUUCCUCUCUUUUGGGUGACAUUUGGACAAAGUGCAAGUUUGAUGAUCGUUCUGUGAUUGUUAGAUUUUUGUUUUUACAUCGCCACUUUACACUGACACGGUUAUGACAAGUACCCCCCCUGACUUAACAUCGUUUUGUUUUACCUUUUUUAGCUUCUCGUUCUACAGCAGAUGUUUCGUGGUGCUUUUUGGGAAGCGUGGCGAGUAAGGUAAAGUGGGCUCGAAUGCAAAGUGUGCGCUACUGUGUGAGUGUUAAGAAUGCUUUGUGGGUAAUGUAUGCUGGCUGCGGAGCUUGAAUCACCGGUAUUUUUUUUUUUCUCUCUCUCAAACUUUUACUGUGUAAAAAUACAUGUAUGCAUAUGAUCUCUUUAUGUAGGUUAACAAAUGACAUGAGUCACAUGUUUGAGCCUAAACAAAAAAAAAAAAAAAAGGUUCCAGCAUCUUUUUAUCACAAGCCUAAAAAGGGACCUCAUGACUAACUUAUCUAGGUUAAGUAGAAAUUCUGCCACCUCUGUUUAAUUGUAAUUUUAGUUUCGUUUCCCACUGACGAAUCAGUAACCCUUCCAUGCUACAGCUGGCACACUUUAUUUUUUUUUAAUGUUAUUUUUUGGGGUCAUUGUUUUGUGAUUGGUAUUUUCAUAGCAUUUAGCAUUUCAGCUGAUGGAUUGUGAAUGUUAAUAAAAUGAUGUACUCUGU
This is a messenger RNA of Syngnathoides biaculeatus (alligator pipefish), 5530 nucleotides long. It is a transcript of the gene llgl1, whose product is annotated as LLGL scribble cell polarity complex component 1. The record is from RefSeq and is a predicted model, not a curated record. Gene Ontology annotation, biological process: regulation of establishment or maintenance of cell polarity; regulation of protein secretion; establishment of spindle orientation. The transcript has 24 exons. NCBI's taxonomy places the organism in Eukaryota, Metazoa, Chordata, Actinopteri, Syngnathiformes, Syngnathidae. The coding region runs from base 333 to 3536 and encodes 1067 amino acids. Gene Ontology annotation, cellular component: plasma membrane; cytoplasm; cortical actin cytoskeleton. Gene Ontology annotation, molecular function: myosin II binding; GTPase activator activity.